This is a messenger RNA of Gigantopelta aegis, 2076 nucleotides long. Its product is annotated as mediator of RNA polymerase II transcription subunit 31-like. Gene Ontology annotation, cellular component: mediator complex; core mediator complex. The coding region runs from base 728 to 1144 and encodes 138 amino acids. The transcript is spliced from 4 exons. Lineage: Eukaryota; Metazoa; Mollusca; Gastropoda; Neomphalida; Peltospiridae. The record is from RefSeq and is a predicted model, not a curated record. Gene Ontology annotation, molecular function: transcription coregulator activity. Gene Ontology annotation, biological process: regulation of transcription by RNA polymerase II.
GGCCAAAGAAAAAAGUCAAAAGGGCCAAACAAAAAUGUCAAAACGGCCAAAAGAAAUGGUCAGAACGGCCAAUAGGUACUAUCACGUUAAAUUAAUUCCCAUUAGUAAUAAUUAGUAAUCAAUAGUAGUGGACCAUCUAGGCUUUCCGGGUGAGUGCGUAUCGUCUGAACGAGUUCCUAGUGGCGCUGCUCACCCGGGGGCCACAACGGGUCUGUUCCCCAAUUUACUAAUAUAAUUAAGACCACCAAUUGACCUUGUAUUUGAAAAGACCGAUAGACCGAUCUUUGAUACCGUCAUGAUCAACAUCAAGACUCUCCUGCAUUUCUCGACACUAGUGUAGAUGAAAUACAUUUUUAAAGUAUUAUAUCUAAGGCCGUCUUGACUUUUUUCAAGGGCCGUUAUGACUUUUUAACUUUGGCCGUUUUGACUUUUGUUAAGGGCCGUUUUGACUUUUUUAGGGCCGUUUUGACCAAUUAUUGUUAAGGCCGUUUAGUACUGGAGCCCUUAUGACUACGAUCCUUAGAAAUUGACAGUACUGUACGGAAAUAGCCAAGAGAAAGCGUAGCAAUCUUGUACGUCACAGGGAAACGGUCUACUUUAUUUAGUUGGAUUGGAAUCCAAGUUUUAUAUGAAACAGCAGUGUUUCGAAGCUUGUUAUCAUUAUCAGAAUAUGAAAGGGGCUUCCUUUAUUUGAGUUAUUAUUUAGUAACAUUUAAAAAAGUCAGCAAUGGCAGGAAGAGGAGGUGGGAUACCUUAUGUUCCUGGAACCGAAUCUGACGAGCAACAAAAAAUCAGGUUUCAAGUGGAACUGGAAUUUGUACAGUGCCUUGCUAAUCCAAACUACCUCAAUUUUUUGGCACAACGUAACUAUUUCAAGAUUCCAGCCUUCAUCAAUUACCUCAAAUAUCUUCAGUACUGGAAGGAGCAAAAAUAUGCAAAGUUCCUCAAGUACCCUCAGUGCCUCCAUUUCCUUGAACUCCUGCAGUAUGAACAUUUCCGCAAGGAGUUGGUGAACGCUCAGUGUGCCAAGUUCCUUGAUGACCAGCAGCUCCUCCACUGGCAGCACUACCAGAGGAAACGGAUGGAGCUGCUCCAGACUCAGGCGGAAAUCAACCAGCAAAAACAGGAGAAAAAACAAUCUUAGAUGAAAACAGUGACUUUUGGGUUAAACUGUUGGUAGUCAAAUCUCUGUUAAACAGCAGUCUGUGUUAAGCAUUAUUAGAGGAAACGGUUGGAACUGCUCCAGACUCAGACGGAAAUCAACCAGCAAAAACAGGAGAGAAAAAAAAAUCUUACAUUAAAACAGUGGCUUCUGGGUUAAACUGCUAGUAUAGCCAAACUUCUGAUGUAGUGCAACAAAUAAAAUGUUCACACCUGUGGUUGAUUAAUACAGGUCUACUGAAUUUCUUGGAACCCAAGAUGUUCGAGUCCGAAGGACCUAAAAUUGCCCUUAAACUCUGUGUAAAUGAUUUGGGGGAAUGGUAAGACGUCCUCUUAAAACCGAGUACAGCAAACGACCCGUACUCUCUUUUAUUUUGAUGAUUUGGGAGUUUAUUUAGGUGUCCUCUUAAGACAGGUGACUACUAGAGCAAGUUAAGUGGAUAAGAUGUUGAGAAGUUGACCUCACAACUAACAAAAAAGACAGACAUGAAGUCAAGAACAUGUAAAGGUACUCACUUCAUGUUUAUCAUUUUCAGAUGAAAUGUUAGCAAUUCAGUGACUUCCACAUGUCCAGCAACAAGUAUUGAACAUUUCCAGUCUGGUUUAACCAGUAGUUGUAAUCCAGUAGGAAAACAGUUCCACUGUCAUCAUUGAAAUCUCGAUCCAUUCAUUUAUUACAAAAUGGAGAACUGUUGUCCAAGGACAUCAUUGGUUUAUAAAUUAUCACAAAUUGGAGGUAUAUUAUUUGUGAAAAUCAUUGGUUCUUAUAUUUAUCACAUAUUAUGGACCGGUUAUAAAGUAAAGUUUGUUUUAUUUAACGACGCCACUAAAGCACAUUGAUUUUUAAUCUUAUCAUCGGCUAUUGGACGUCAAACAUAUGGUCAUUCUGACACUGUUUUUAGAGGAAACCCGCUG